Molecule: messenger RNA, 267 nt
Organism: Ramularia collo-cygni
Lineage: Eukaryota; Fungi; Ascomycota; Dothideomycetes; Mycosphaerellales; Mycosphaerellaceae
Exons: 2
Coding region: 1-267 (88 amino acids)
Source: RefSeq, a predicted model, not a curated record
AUGGCAUCUCAAGAUCGAGACACUAACAACACUUCCCCGGAUCCUCACGAUGCCGCUAAUUUGGCCAAGGCGUUUCAAGAGCUAGCGAAAGGAGAGCAGACAGCUGCAGCACUGGAGAAGCAACUUACCGCCAUGGAAGCGAAAAUUGAGAUGCUGUUAGCGCAGACCGAAGAGCAGCAGAGACUCACGCAACAUGGAGGCGCAACUGCAUCAGCCCACAAUGGUUCGACAACUGGUCAGGAUCAGGAGAAGCCGGACAAGACCUGA